Pelobates fuscus (common spadefoot toad) is the source of this 963-nucleotide messenger RNA. Its product is annotated as olfactory receptor 52B2-like. The coding region runs from base 1 to 963 and encodes 320 amino acids. The record is from RefSeq and is a predicted model, not a curated record. Gene Ontology annotation, cellular component: plasma membrane. NCBI's taxonomy places the organism in Eukaryota, Metazoa, Chordata, Amphibia, Anura, Pelobatidae. Gene Ontology annotation, molecular function: G protein-coupled receptor activity; olfactory receptor activity. Gene Ontology annotation, biological process: G protein-coupled receptor signaling pathway. The transcript has a single exon.
AUGGAAAUAUUAAACACAAGUAACUUCCACCCGGAAUAUUUUAUUCUGAAGGGAAUUCCUGGCUUGGAGAGUUCUCACUUCAUCCUCUCUAUCCCGUUCUGCUCCAUGUACAUACUGGCUCUUCUUGGAAACUCCAUCUUGAUAACAGUGAUUAAGACCAAUGAAAGUCUCCAUCAGCCCAUGUACAUUUUAAUAGUCAUAUUGGCCCUCACUGACAUCCUUUUGUGCUCUUCCACCGUGCCAAAGACUCUCAGCAUAUUCUGGUUUAACUUCCAUGAAAUCUCUUUCAAUGGUUGUGUUGUUCAGAUAUUUUUCAUCCACUUCCUGUUUGGGUUAGAGUCAGCCAUUUUACUUAUCAUGGCCUAUGAUCGAUACAUUGCUAUCUGCUACCCUUUAUCAUACACAACUAAAAUGACAAACACAUUCAUUCAAGUAUCAACAGUUAUGGCUCUUACCAGGAGUUUUUGCAUAAUUACACCACUAGUUUUCCUUCUAAUACGAUUACCUUACCAUCAGAGCAACAUCAUCGAACAUUCUUACUGCGAACAUAUGGCGAUGGCAAGACUGGCUACUGCAGAUAUAUUGGUUAAUAUUGUCUAUGGUCUUACUAUAGCAUUUUUCUCAUCGUUUAUAGAUUUGUCCCUUAUAGGAAUAUCAUAUUAUGUCAUAGCUAGAGCUGUUCUUAGACUCCCUUUGACAGAAGCUCGUUUUAAAGCUUUUAAUACUUGUAUGUCCCACAUCUGUGUUAUAUUCAUGUUCUAUCUACCAGCUUUUUUCUCUUUUAUCGUACACAGGGUCGGACAUAAACUGAUCUCUCUACAGGUCCACAUUCUGUUAGCCAACCUGUAUGUCCUUGUACCUCCCAUGAUGAACCCAAUUAUCUAUGGUGUAAAAACCAAGGAAAUUAGACAGAUGGUGUUUCAGAAGCUUAUCAAGAAUAUAUUUCCAAAUAGACACCACUGA